Mangifera indica (mango) is the source of this 1254-nucleotide messenger RNA. RefSeq lists its product as uncharacterized. The transcript has 2 exons. The record is from RefSeq and is a predicted model, not a curated record. Bases 130 to 954 code for a protein of 274 amino acids. Lineage: Eukaryota; Viridiplantae; Streptophyta; Magnoliopsida; Sapindales; Anacardiaceae.
AAAACAUUGUCGUAGUUGUUGUUCCAUUUCAUUCUACUUUCUUGUUUAGAUCGAAACAGGAAGUUCUUUUGGUAGAAAUCUUAUUUAUUGUGCCUUUGCUUGCAAUUUUUCCGCGCCUUUCGACAAAGAAUGAAGAACGAUUCCAGAAAUAAGUUUCUGCUUUGUUUUAGGCCUGUCGUUGACAUGGACUUGGUGCUUGAGACUGAAGGGGGCACUGAAAGCUCCCGAGAAAAGCAGACUUUAAAAUAUAUAGCAGCUGACAAAUAUUCGGCUUCAGAAAAUGAUCAGUGCUCACAGGUUUCUAAGAAUUCCAUGGUGAUUUGUCGUCCUUCACAGAAAACUUUCUCGAAGGUGAUCAAGGCUGUUCUGUUUGAGACAAUAUUGGCUAAAAGAGUCCAUGAUAGAAAAAAAUUGAGCCAGGAGGACCCAUCUAAGUCAUCAUCAAGUCAUAGUUUUUCGAUGCAUGAAAAAUCAGUGAAUCGUGAUAAUUCAGUUGAUUCUCUUAAUUUGCAAGGAAUCAAAACAAAUCCAGCAUUGUUUUCUCAAUCAUCAAUGGGGUCAUCACUAUCGUCAUCUCGUUCAACAAGUACUUUACUAUCAGAACUAAAGAGACAAAACCAGAAGAAUAACAGCAGUCUGGCGAAGCGAAGUAAAAAGGACUACAUGGGUAGUUCUUCCUGUUUAAACUAUGCCAUAAUCUUGGUUCUAUUAAGUCUCAGUUUUACAAUUUUAUGGGGCCGGCUUUAUGCAAUACUUUUGACAUCAAUCUGGCUUUAUUUUGUCGCUCGGCAAAGUGGUUCAAGGCCUGGUGAUGGAGAAGUUAGAAAGUUGGGCAAGAGAGAUGAGUCUAGAUAUUACAAGAAGAGGAUCAUACUGGAAGGGCUGCUACAAAGAAACCACCACAGGGAGAUUUCAUUAAAUUUAUGUCGUGAAAAUUCUCUUUUUGGGGUUUGAUGAAACUUUUCAGAAGUUGUUCUCUGGUUGUGAAGUAAUUAAAAGUUAUGUCAGAGUACACAAAUCGGUCCAAACAAACACGGGUUUCUUGUGUUCUCUGCUACUUCCUUUUAGCAAUUUUGGAGUAGAGAUUAAGAGACUUUCUCUCAGUAACAGUAACUAAUGGAAGAUAUGUACAGUUUCAGACCUUAUCUUAAAUGUUGACUGUAUAUAUUGCCCUAUUUUCUACAUCUUUGGGGCAGAUUGAGAAGUUCAUCAGCCAAAACUUAUUUAAGAAAUGCUGGAAAUUAUCAAAAUUAU